AUGCAGGCGCGGGCGCCGGCAGGCGGCCGCCGGGGCGCGCGGGAGCGGGAGGCGGGGGGCGCGCCGGGGCCGCCCCGCUGGGCGCUGACCGAGAAGGAGCUGGAGGCCAUGAGCCCCGCGCAGCGCCGCCGCCACCUGCUCUUCGGCGACCUGCUGGAGGACGUGUCCGGCGCGGACAGCUCCGUGUUCCCGCGCGACUCCAUGGAGCUGGGCUACCGCGUGGCCGACCCGCGCUCCUGGACGCAGCCCCUGGAGCUGCUCGCCCAGCGCCAGGACCGGCUCCUCGGGGUGCUCAAGGCGGCCGAGGCGCGCGGCAGGGUCCGCGCCCUGCGUCUGCGCCACGCGCGCCUGCGGGCCGAGGAGAUCGCGCUGCUCGUCCAGCGGCAGAAGACGGCGCUGGCCGCCAUCCGGCUGGAGCUGUUCCUGCCGCCGCGGCUGAAGCCCACGCGUAUCCCCGACCCCCUGAACCGGCAGGAGCGGCGGCGCGUGGAGGCCAUCCUGCAGGAGCCGCUGGACUGAGCGCCCCGCGCGCCCACAUAAACGUCUUUUGCUCCAAGCGCGCCUGGUCUUUCCGCGCGAGGCAGCCA
Sorex fumeus (smoky shrew) is the source of this 587-nucleotide messenger RNA. RefSeq names its product LKAAEAR motif containing 1 (gene LKAAEAR1). The record is from RefSeq and is a predicted model, not a curated record. Bases 1 to 519 code for a protein of 172 amino acids. The transcript has 3 exons. NCBI's taxonomy places the organism in Eukaryota, Metazoa, Chordata, Mammalia, Eulipotyphla, Soricidae.